This is a messenger RNA of Hippopotamus amphibius kiboko, 2266 nucleotides long. RefSeq names its product polynucleotide kinase 3'-phosphatase (gene PNKP). Gene Ontology annotation, biological process: DNA repair. Gene Ontology annotation, cellular component: nucleus. Gene Ontology annotation, molecular function: ATP-dependent polydeoxyribonucleotide 5'-hydroxyl-kinase activity; double-stranded DNA binding; protein binding. The record is from RefSeq and is a predicted model, not a curated record. Bases 123 to 1745 code for a protein of 540 amino acids. NCBI's taxonomy places the organism in Eukaryota, Metazoa, Chordata, Mammalia, Artiodactyla, Hippopotamidae. The transcript has 16 exons.
UUUCCGUCCGCGGAGAAACCGAGACAGCCGCCGGCCGAGUUGCGGGCAGAGCGCCUCCGGCAGGGCCUCCCUGAUCGGAAGUGGAGAGAGAGCUAAGCGGCGGGCAAGGGCCGGCUCCCAGGAUGGCCAAGGUGGAGGCCCAGGGCCGCCUGUGGCUGGAGAGCCCCCCUGGGGGAGCGCCUCCCAUCUUCUUGCCCUCGGGUGGGCAAGCCCUGGUCCUGGGCCGGGGACCCUUGACGCAGGUUACCGACCGGAAAUGCUCCCGAAACCAAGUGGAGCUGGUCGCUGACCCUGAGACUCGGACGGUGGCAGUGAAACAGCUGGGAGUUAACCCCUCAACUGCCGGGACCCAGGAGCUGAGACCUGGGUUGGAGGGCUCUCUGCGGGUGGGGGACACGCUGUAUUUGGUCAAUGGCCUCCACCCGCUGACCCUGCGCUGGGAAGAAGCCCUCACGCCAGAAUCCCAGCCAGACACUCCACCAGGCACCCCCCCUCAUGUGGCCCCUGAGGAGGAGGUUGCUGAGCCGCAGAAAAAGCAGAUAAGGAAGUCAUCCCCUGGCUGGGAGAGCUUCGAGAAGCUGCUAGUGUUCACAGCACCUGGUGCGAAGCCCCAAGGCAAGGUGGCCGGUUUUGACUUGGAUGGGACCCUCAUCACCACACGUUCUGGGAAGGUCUUUCCCACUGGCCCCAGUGACUGGAGGAUCUUGUACCUAGAGAUUCCGCGGAAGCUCCGGGAACUGGCCACGGAGGGUUACAAGCUGGUGAUCUUCACCAACCAGAUGGGCAUUGGGCGCAGGAAGCUGCCAGCAGAGGAGUUCAAGGCCAAAGUGGAGGCUGUGGUGGAGAAGCUGGGGGUCCCCUUUCAGGUGCUGGUGGCCACACAUGCUGGCUUAUACCGGAAGCCAGUGAUUGGUAUGUGGGACCACCUGCAGGAGCAGGCCAACGAGGGCGUGCCCAUCUCCAUCGGGGACAGUGUCUUUGUGGGAGAUGCAGCUGGACGCCCAGCCAACUGGGCCCCUGGGCGCAAGAAGAAAGACUUCUCUUGUGCGGACCGCCUGUUUGCCCUCAACCUGGGCCUGCCCUUCGCCACGCCAGAGGAGUUCUUUCUGAAGUGGUCCACGGCCCGCUUCGAGCUCCCAGCCUUUGACCCGAGGACUCUCUCCUGCUCUGGGCCUCUCUGCCUCCCUGAGUCCAGUUCCCUCUUAAGCUCAGACCCCGAGGUGGUCGUCGCCGUGGGAUUUCCUGGGGCUGGGAAGUCCACCUUCCUCCAGGAGCACCUCACGUCAGCCGGAUACGUCCAUGUGAACAGGGACACCCUGGGCUCAUGGCAGCGCUGUGUGACCACCUGUGAGGCAGCUCUGAAGCAAAGGAAACGGGUUGUGAUCGACAACACAAACCCGGACGUCCAGAGCCGGGCCAGGUACAUUAAGUGUGCCCGGGAUGCAGGUGUUCCCUGCCGCUGCUUCCUCUUCAAUGCCACCCUGGAGCAGGCACGCCACAACAACCGGGUAGGCACCGCGGGGGGGGGGGGUCACCAGGUGGAGCCCCUAGGUCGGGCUUCGCCUCCACCCAUCACCCUCUGCCGCCAGGAAGCAGUUCGAGGCCCCCACGCUGGCCGAAGGCUUCACGGCGGUGCUGGAGAUCCCGUUCCGGCUGCACGUGGCGCCGCAGCUCGAGCGGCUGUACCGCCAGUUCUCAGAGGGCUAAGCCUCCGCCCGCCCCCUGCCCCGCUGCCCAUCCCAUAAUAAACGCUAUUUUUCUAAAUGCCUGACCAGCAUUUUGCGGGGAGGAAGGGUGGUCCACCCUUCCUGGGAGACCCCCCACAGGCCGGGUCUCCCAGGAAGGCACGGGUGGGAACCUGGUCUCUAGCUAAGCACUCAGCCCACCUUGCGGACAGCGGUCUGUGGCUGCCGCGGCAGACCCGGCCCAGAGUUUGGCAAGGCGCGACCCGAGGCCGGGAGCCAGAGCUCAGCUUCCGAGAGGAGGCCGACGCCCUGCACGCUGGACUUGAACCCCGGGGCUGCGGCCUGGACCUGCAGCGGCGAGGGGCGCCUGGGAGCCCCGCCAGGCCUGCGGCGCACGGCCAGGGGCGGGAGGCUGGAAGCGGCCUGGCGCGGCCUUGUGUCUGCUUCCAGCCGAGUGGGGCCUGUGGAACCCACAGGGGAAGGAGGGCGGCCUGGCAACGCGGGGAGUCAGAGACUGGACCCCGGCAGCAGCUGGCCUCUGCAGAAAGAUCCUGGAAGACGGCGCAGCGAGCACCGCCCCG